This is a messenger RNA of Tachysurus vachellii, 2742 nucleotides long. RefSeq names its product RAB3B, member RAS oncogene family (gene rab3b). Gene Ontology annotation, molecular function: GTP binding; GTPase activity. Lineage: Eukaryota; Metazoa; Chordata; Actinopteri; Siluriformes; Bagridae. Gene Ontology annotation, cellular component: synaptic vesicle; endosome; plasma membrane. Bases 106 to 759 code for a protein of 217 amino acids. Gene Ontology annotation, biological process: protein secretion; protein localization to plasma membrane; regulation of exocytosis. The transcript is spliced from 5 exons. The record is from RefSeq and is a predicted model, not a curated record.
CAACCUGAUGUGUGAGAUAAGACCUGCAUGUCUUCUUCUUUCUACACGCAGCACAUAUGAUGUCAAUCGCCUGUUUAUGUCGUCGUUCAGGCCGCCGCCGAUAAAAUGGCAAAAGCAGAUCAGCGCUUCGGACAAAGAGAUGGCUCAGACCAGAACUUUGACUACAUGUUCAAGCUCCUCAUUAUAGGCAACAGCAGUGUGGGCAAAACCAGCUUUCUAUUUCGAUAUGCAGACGACUCUUUCAGCAACUCGUUUGUCAGUACCGUUGGGAUUGACUUUAAAGUAAAAACGGUCUACCGCAAUGACAAGAGGGUCAAACUCCAAAUCUGGGAUACAGCAGGUCAGGAGCGUUACAGGACCAUCACCACUGCUUACUAUAGAGGAGCAAUGGGCUUCAUUCUCAUGUAUGACAUCACCAAUGAGGAGUCAUUUAAUGCAGUACAAGAUUGGGCAACCCAGAUUAAGACCUACUCUUGGGACAAUGCUCAGGUUAUUUUAGUGGGAAAUAAAUGUGACAUGGCUGAUGAGAGAGUGAUACCUGUAGAGAAAGGCAAGCAGUUGGCUGAUCAACUUGGCUUUGAGUACUACGAGGUGAGCGCCAAGGAAAACAUCAACGUCAGACAGGUGUUUGAGCGACUGGUGGAUAUCAUCUGCGUGAAGAUGUCUGAGCGAGUGGACGCAGACCCGUCCAUGGUCAGUGGAGCCAAGGCCACUCGGCUUAGUGACAAGCCGGCGCAGCUACCUCAGAAUUGCUGCUGAUUUAGCCUGUUUACACUGCUGUCACAUGCUAGACUAUUGUGCUGAUCCUGUAUUUUCAUCUGCUUUCCAUUUCUGUCAUUCCAUCCAGUUUAAUUUUUUUAUUCCUUACAUGUAGUAGUGUUACAUGUAGUUUACUGUUACUGCUAUAAUGUCACUUUAAGCACACCUCUAACUAAGGGUCAAAGUGAGGGACUCUCUCAAAGCAGGGACUCCACCAAAGCACAAAAAAGCACAUGCUCACUGCCAGACACAUAUAUCUCACAUGACUAUAUCAGAGCUCAAAGGUUGUAUUAUUUUAGCAAAAUCGGUGCUUAAAGAUCACCUAACACAAUCUCUUUGCUUCUUUUCUUCAACUGUUGCUCAGUAAAAGAGCAAAAUGUGACCUAGACUCACACAAUUGCAGAGUGGCCAUAACAGUUAAAUAUUAUGCACAAUAAUAGUCUAUGGUUUCAGGGUGAUUUUGAUGUUCUGUUUUUUUUUUUAACCUUUGCAGAAACACAGGCUGGUGGGUUCUUAUAAAUUUAUUUCACUGCCAAAAGUCAAGAGCACAAAGUUUUGAAAAAAAUCACUCACGAGAUUGUGAGAUAACGAGAUAACUCACGAGAUAACGUCAGGAGAUUGUGAGGUUGAAUCAGCAUACCAUGCCACAGCGAUUCAUGAUCGAUAAUCUGACCAACCAUUAAUGACCACCUCAUUAGCAGCUGUGAGCAUCUGUGACAGGGCAGAACGCGCAGAUACCGCUUUCCUCCUAAUAUGUUCAACUGCCAUGUGACAAAACAAAAAAUGUUCAAAAAAUGUCUCAGAGAAAGCACUUGCAAGUUUUCAUCCUAAUUAUGUAAAAAAAAAAAAAAAAUCACUAAUUAAUUGUUCUUGAUACUGAUAAUUGACCAUUCCAACUGCCCAUCGUCAGCAAAUUUGUAUCAGAAUUGGAGGAGCUUAGAUGCAGAUAUCCUCCUACUGUUAUAUUGUAGGGAGGCUGAAACCCAUUCUGAUUGGCUAAUGACCUUUAGUAGUGUUGUACCAAAGCAUGAAAAAGGAAACCUAAACAAAUGAGCACAGUAUAUGUGAGAGAGAUGAAUUUAACUUGUUCAUGUACAAAUAUAUUGUUGUAUGAGAGUUAAGGUAACUCAUUGUGUAUCUAAAGCUAAUGCCUCCUAAAGCUAGCGUGCUCUACAUUUUUGGCAAUACAGUAACACCCUAGGUUCCUUUGAAUACCUAUAAUGGGCACAAUAAAUAUAAUAUAAUGUGGUUUUGGACAUAUGGAGCACUUUGCAAAUGUUCAAUAUAUCAUGAUAGAUCAAAGGUAGUUUAGUACAUGCAUGAAUCAAGCUGAUUAGCCUACAAGUAGUCUUACAAAACAAAAAUCAAAUCCCUACAUGAUCUCUUGCAUAAAAAUGAGUAUUUUUUUUUGUGGACUGUAUAACUAUAUAUUUGAAUGUUUUGUGUGUGUGCGUGUGAAUGCGUGUGUGCAUGUGUGCAUACUGACCAUAUUGAGGUGUAAAGUGAAAUUAAGGUCAUUACUGCACAUACUUAUGCUUCAUCUACAGUGACAACACAUUAAAAUAUAUUUAGAGAUGCCAGUAUAAGUGUAUUGUAAAACUUGUGCCACGACUGAUUUAUAUUUCAGAAAGGUAGCAGAUCCUUGUGGAGUUCUACAUGUAUCACAUACACUGAGUUUUCAAAUGAGUGAUGUAAGCAUUUAUGAAUAAGGUUUUAUGUAACUACUUUAAAAUUAAUUUUACAUGAGAUAUUUAUAAUUAAGAUGUUGUAAGCUAUCAAGCUGGUCUUUGCUGAGUAGAUAUUUAUUUUUAUGCUCUAAUUGAAGCUGGGAACAUAUAGAUGUACUGUAACUUUGCCAGUCAGUCUGUCAGUAAUUUUUUUUCUGGUAGAAAAAUUUGCACAAGGAUAUAGAGUGAAUGUACAGAUCAUUGUAAAAGUCGAUUUUAGAUGCACUUUGUAACAAUAAAAGUACCACUCUCACCA